Molecule: messenger RNA, 2716 nt
Organism: Musa acuminata AAA Group (dessert banana)
Lineage: Eukaryota; Viridiplantae; Streptophyta; Magnoliopsida; Zingiberales; Musaceae
Product: kinesin-like protein KIN-14H
Exons: 16
Coding region: 152-2464 (770 amino acids)
Biological process (GO): microtubule-based movement
Molecular function (GO): ATP binding; microtubule motor activity; microtubule binding
Source: RefSeq, a predicted model, not a curated record
AAGCCCCUCAACGCCCCUCGGAGCUCUUCCAAUGUGAGCUGCCCACGCUGUGCUCGAGGGUUGGCCGUUUUCUAGUGUUUUGGAAUUAGUCCACGAUCACAAGGAGAAUUCGGAUGAGGUGUCCCUCGACAAACGGUGCAGGAUAGCGGUGAUGGGAAAGAUGGUAGGCUCCGCGACCAACCCACGAGCGCUUAGGCCGGUGGUGUUCCCCGUCAAUGCCGACUCCAACUCUGGUGUCUCUAGCGACCAGACGACUGUCUUUGCAGCCGUCAGCUCGGAUGGCGGGAGCAUGGCAGGGACCGAGUUCGGGUGCCGGGAGGACGUGGAGAGACUUUUGGCCGAGAAGAUGAAGGGAAAGAGGACAGACUAUAAGGGGAAGAGUGAGCUGAUGAUAGAAUACAUUAAAAGACUUCGAAUUUGUAUCAGAUGGUACAUGGAGCUGGAAGAUGGCUACAUGGAGGAGCAAGCGAAGCUUCGAAAUAUGUUGGGCUCUGAAGAGAAAAGGCACGGAGAGAUUGAGUUCCAACUGAGGGCAAAGAUGGAUGAACUGGAUGCGACAUCGAGGGAGCUUCGAGAACAGAAUUCUUCCUUGCAACACAAGUUCACAAACGAAGAAUUAGAGAAAUUGGCUGCUGUUAAAUCUUAUGAGAAUGAAAGAGAAGCGAGGGUUGCAGCUGAGAAUUCUCGAGAUGCUCUGUCCACAGACCUUGAAAGAGUCACCCAAGAGAAAAAACGUUUGAGUGACCAGUUAAAAAUGCUGCAAGAAACAAAUAGGAGAUUACAAGAGUACAAUACCAGUUUGCAGCAAUACAACAGUAAUCUUCAAAAUGAGGCUAACAAAAAUGGUGAAACAAUCUCGAGGUUCCAGAAGGAGAAAAGUGUUAUAAUGGAAAGUCUGACUACUGCAAGAGACCAUGCGAAUUCACUCAAGAGUCAAUUGGACGCAUCUAGGUCUUCUCAGCAAAAGGCCAUGAAACUGAAAGAAGAAUUAAGAAAGGAAGUUAGUUGCCUCAGAAUUGAACUCCAGCAAGUACGAGAUGACCGUGACCAUUUAUCAACACAAGCGCAAAGUUUGACCUUUGAAGUUGAAAAUUACAGAGAACUUACUAAAAAAUCAACAAAAGAUUUGGAUUAUAUAACUCUAAAGAUUAUUGCUCUUGAGAAGACAUGCUCAUCCCAAAGAGGAAAAAUACAACUCUUAGAGGAUCAGCUUGCUGCUUCCAGUGAGAAGCUGAAGAGAGCUGACUUGACAACCAUCGAGACAAUGACAGAGUAUGAAGAGCUGAAAAGAACUGUCGAUGAUUUGCAAGAUCGUCUCACAGAGGCAGAGUUUCAAAUAGUUGAAGCUGAGAAACUCCGUAAAAAACUGCAUAACACCAUAUUGGAACUUAAAGGGAAUAUUCGAGUAUUCUGCAGAGUUCGACCUCUUUUACCUGAUUCUGAUUUAAAUGACACAGAUAGAGAAGUUGUUUCUUAUCCGACAUCCAUCGAAUAUCUUGGGCGUGGCAUUGACUUGACACAUAAUGCUCAGAUGUAUACUUUCACUUUUGACAAAGUAUUCAAUCAUGAAGCUUCACAAGAAGAUGUAUUUGUAGAAAUCUCACAGCUAGUUCAGAGUGCACUUGAUGGCUAUAAGGUUUGUAUAUUUGCAUAUGGGCAAACUGGUUCUGGUAAAACUUACACUAUGAUGGGCAAUACUGGAUGUGCUGAACAAAAAGGUCUUAUACCGCGGUCGUUAGAGCAAAUAUUCCAAACUAGUCAAUCUCUGCAAUGCCAAGGUUGGAAAUACAAGAUGCAGGCAUCCAUGCUGGAAAUAUAUAAUGAAACAAUUCGUGAUUUGUUGUCACCUAGUCGCCCUAGUGAUGGUCUUUGUAAACAAUACACGAUCAAACACGAUUCUAAUGGUAAUACGAUCAUAUCUGAUCUUACUAUUGUAGAUGUUUGUAGCAUCAAAGAAGUUUCAUUCCUCCUACAACAAGCUGCACAGAGCAGGUCUGUGGGUAGGACACAAAUGAAUGAACAAUCUUCAAGAAGUCAUUGUGUCUUCACUUUAAGGAUUUUUGGGGUUAAUGAGGGCACAGAACAACAGGUUCAAGGGGUACUCAACUUGAUUGAUCUUGCUGGAAGUGAGCGUCUUGCUAAAAGUGGCUCUACCGGGGAUCGCCUAAAGGAAACCCAGGCAAUCAACAAAAGCUUGUCGGCCCUAAGCGAUGUAAUAUUUGCAAUAGGGAAGAAAGAUGAUCAUGUUCCUUUUAGGAAUUCCAAGCUAACAUACCUUUUGCAGCCUUGUCUUGGUGGCGACUCCAAGACAUUAAUGUUCGUCAAUAUCUCGCCAGGAGCAUCUUCGGUUGGUGAGUCUCUUUGUUCGCUUCGCUUUGCUGCUCGGGUCAACUCAUGUGAGAUUGGAAUUCCUCGACGCCAAAUUCAGAUACGAUGUUCGGACUCACGAUUGAGCUAUGGAUAAGGAGGAUUUGUUGGUGAUGUUUAUAAUUCCUCUAUGCACUAAUUUGUUGUUGCUGCUGCCAUUGUAGCAUAUUUAAUGGCCAGUGGACUCUUUAACAUCGACUUCCUGCGUGAUUUGUAUACCAAGGAACAACAUCUAUAUUGCCCGAGUUGAGUCUGUUAACUGGGAUUACUGAGUGGUGUUAUCUGUAAAAAUAGCUACACAAUUAUAUGGUCUCUUAUCUUGGAUGACUGAUUUGGUUUGAGCCUACUA